Messenger RNA from Notechis scutatus (mainland tiger snake), 2555 nucleotides. It is a transcript of the gene TACC1, whose product is annotated as transforming acidic coiled-coil containing protein 1. Gene Ontology annotation, biological process: nuclear migration; cerebral cortex development; mitotic spindle organization. The record is from RefSeq and is a predicted model, not a curated record. Gene Ontology annotation, cellular component: cytoplasm. Lineage: Eukaryota; Metazoa; Chordata; Lepidosauria; Squamata; Elapidae.
CGCUUGCCUGGCCCUCCCCUCCCGGAGCUGGGCGCGUGAAGUCCUCCGGGAGCCGCAGCGGGAGGGAAGCGAGUGGCCCAUCCCAGCCUAGCCCACCCCCGUCCUUGGGCUGCGCUGGUCCCCAGGGAGAUCAUGGGGGGACUCCAGAGCCGGCCCGAGCCGCGCCCCCCUUCUGCUCCUGGGGCUCAGGCUGAGCAGACCCCCCGCGCCAGGUUGGAGAGGGUCCCUGGUUCGGAUUCGGAAGGCAAUUUUGGGACUCCUGAGGCAGAGACGCCGAUCCACUCCUUGGGGAAAGAGUUGGAAGAGCUGGAUUUGGAUCUGGAUCUGGAAGUCGGGUCCCAAGCAUCUCUGGAAGAUCAAUUUGUCUCCAAAGUGUUGGAGGAGACAUCAGCUUCGGCAGAGGAUGAAUUACAGACUGACUCUGCAAUCGUGCCAAGCAGUGACCCAUUUAUAUCAAAAGCCCACCUUGGACUUGACCAGGGUCCAUCCGUGUCUUCUUCUGCAUUAGAGGAGACAACUGUUGCUGAGAGGCUCAGUCCAGACUACACUUCGGGCACGCUGUCCCAAGAGGAGCAAAGGGACAUUUUGAAGGAAAGCCGAGAGAUCCCCAUUCAAGAGCCUUCAGAAGUCAAGUCAAGUGUUGAGAACAUUGCUAGUAACAAGAGCAAGCUCCCGAGGGCGAAACCAAUUGCUCUUCAAAAGAAAAUGGGGGGAGAGAACUCCGAGACUGAAGUGACCAUGGAAAGCCCCCCUAUUCCCAAAGCUACCUACCGCUUUGAUCCAGAGGAAUACAAUGAGACCGUGAACCCCUUUACCAUGGGAGGCUCCAAAUGUCCAAACUCUCCUCCUGCAUCUCAGCCAGGGGUUGAUCUUCCAAACAGUGACCCCAAGCAUCCCAGCUCAGCAGGAGCUGGAGAUGGCAAGACCCGGGCCGCGAAACUAGAGUUUGAUUUUGCCGAAGGAGCAGAAAAGGUCGAGGCCAAGAAGCUUCCAGCAAGAAAAAUGGGAAGGAGGCCUAUCAGUAAGUUGUCUCCUAAGAGACAAAGAGGACCCACCGACCGGCCAGUUGUCGGUCCCGAGGAUGGAGAGAAGACAAUAGCUCCUGAGGCACCGGUGGCACCUCUGACCAAGGCUACUCCCCCGGUGGACUCCAACCAGUGGGAUGAUCCAGCCUUUAACCCUUUUGUGGGCCGCUCUUCUUUGCAGGAUUCUCCCACGCUCACAAAACGCUCAUAUCAUUUGGACCGCGGCGAUCCUUUCCAGCCGAGCACCAAGACCUUGUCCACCGUAGGAGCUGAUUCUUGUCCUUCCGCAGAGAACAGCCUCAACGAGAUCUUGGAGUCGCAAGCACGAGAGGCCGCGGGGGAUGAUUUGAAGACAUGCUUGGUCCCACAGAGCUCCAGAUCACGCCUGAUAACGACUGGCUGCAAGGCGAGAAAGUACGAAACUCAUUCCUUAGCCCUGGAUGCUUGCUCUCAGGGUGAAGAGGAGGCAGCACUUAUUUCCAAAAUCCCAGAUCUUCCCAAUCAGGACGGGCAUGCUACCGACGAAGAGAAGUUGGCUUCCACUGGCCAAAAGCCAGCUGAGUUGGAGGUAAAAGGUGAGCCCGAGGAAGACCUGGCGUAUUUUGAGUGUUCCAAUGUGCCCGUGCCUACCAUAAAUCAUACGUUUUCAUCCCAGGUAGAAGGUUCUGAGAAAGAAUCUUUGUGCAGACUGGAAGAGAAGAAUAACUCAAGUGAUAUAUCAAGUAAUCCUGAACUAUGUUCUAUGGAAAAGGCACCUGGAGAUGCGCCAGGCAGCACGAGAGGAGGGGCUGAAAGCCCCCUGGAUGCCAUUUGCCUCAGCGAAUCUGAUAAGACAGCAGUUCUGACUCUGAUCAGAGAAGAGAUUAUAUCUAAGGAAAUUGAAGCCAAUGAAUGGAAGAGAAAAUAUGAAGGAAGUCGACAGGAAGUUUUGGAAAUGAGGAAGAUUGUGGCUGAAUAUGAGAAGACCAUUGCACAGAUGAUAGAGGAUGAACAGAGAACCAAUAUGACAUCCCAGAAGAGCCUUCAGCAGCUGACGAUGGAGAAGGAACAAGCCCUGUCUGACUUGAAUUCAGUGGAGAGAUCUCUGUCCGAUCUGUUCAGGAGAUAUGAGAACCUGAAGGGAGUCCUGGAAGGUUUCAAGAAGAAUGAAGAGGCCUUGAAAAAGUGCGCUCAAGAUUACCUCAAUCGAGUCAAGCAAGAAGAGCAGCGCUAUCAGGCCUUGAAAAUCCAUGCGGAGGAGAAGUUAGACAAAGCCAAUGAGGAAAUUGCUCAGGUCCGUACUAAGGCCAAAGCUGAGGGUGCAGCUCUUCAUGCUGGACUUCGAAAAGAACAAAUGAAGGUUGAGUCUCUUGAAAGGACCCUCCACCAAAAGAACCGGGAAAUUGAAGAGUUGACCAAGAUCUGCGAUGAGCUGAUUGCCAAGUUAGGAAAGACCGAUUGAGGACGUCUUUAAUCAUUUCUGGAGCACCAUUCUUGGUUUCUCCCUGCUAUCCAUCUGUAUCUUCCAGCAAACAUCUUGCCUUAUUUUUC